This is a messenger RNA of Juglans microcarpa x Juglans regia, 393 nucleotides long. RefSeq names its product protein NUCLEAR FUSION DEFECTIVE 4-like. Gene Ontology annotation, cellular component: membrane. The coding region runs from base 1 to 393 and encodes 130 amino acids. The transcript has 2 exons. NCBI's taxonomy places the organism in Eukaryota, Viridiplantae, Streptophyta, Magnoliopsida, Fagales, Juglandaceae. The record is from RefSeq and is a predicted model, not a curated record.
AUGAUUUUGAUUUCAGGGCUGUUUAUUUCAUUCUGGAAAAACAAGUUUCCUCCUUGGGUUGUUCUCUUGAUUGGUUCUCUGGCUUGCUUCUCUGGUUAUGGCGUUCUCUGGCUCGCUGUGAGCAGAACUGUGCAGUCCCUUCCUUACUGGUCGUUGUGUCUUGCUCUUUGUGUUGCGGCCAAUAGUAAUGCUUGGUUUAGCACAGCUGUUCUUGUAACCAAUAUGAGAAACUUCCCUCUCAGCCGAGGCACUGUUGCAGGUAUUCUCAAAGGUUAUGUGGGGCUCAGUGCUGCGGUAUUUACAGAAAUCUACAGUGUACUGCUUCAUAGUUCCUCCUCUAAUCUUCUGUUGUUCCUCGCACUUGGGAUUCCUAUGCUAUGUUACCUUUUAUGA